CAUUCCCUCUCCCCGAUGCUCCUCCUCUCUCCGCAUGGUGCUAAGUCCUUCUGAAAGCUUGCACUACCACUUUCCUCACACAAGAGCCCUUUUCUGCGUCGCCAGCAAACAACAUGGCAGACGUUGCCGUCCAACCCGACGGAGGAAGCGGCGGGAUUGUGAUUAACGAUGACUGGCCAGGCUACAGUUUAGACCUCUUCAGCUACCCAGCUCACUACUCCGGAGAUUUAGACUGUGUCUUCAUUCCGCAUGGCGUCAUUAUGGACAGAACGGAACGACUGGCUAGAAACAUCAUGGAUGACCUGGGGGACCACGACAUCGUGGUGCUGUGUGUGCUGAAAGGAGGCUACCAGUUCUGUGCCGACCUGGUGGACAGGAUCAAGGCUCUCAGCCGCAACUCCAACCACACGAUCCCCAUGAGAGUCCACUUCAUCCGGCUCAAGAGCUACCUGAAUGACCAGUCGACGGAGGAUCUUCACAUACUCGGAGCGGAGGAUUUGUCUUUUUUAGCUGGAAAGAACGUACUGAUUGUGGAGGCCAUUGUAGGCACUGGAAAGACAAUGAAGGCUCUACUGAAGCAUGUUGAAGCCUUCAGGCCCAAAAUGAUCAAAGUAGCAGGAUUGCUGGUGAAGAGAGUGCCACAUAACUCAGCCUGUCUUCCUGACUACGUCGGCUUUGAGAUACCCGAUCGCUUUGUGGUUGGAUAUGCCUUAGACUACAAUGAGUAUUUUAGAGACUUGAAUCAUAUCUGUGUGAUCAGUGAAAGCGGAAAGAUGAAAUACAAGAUUUAAAAAGAUGGAGGCGCCUGUUCCACAGAUGUCAUCUAACAGCAAGCCUGAACAUUUUCCCUGAGAUGCCAUUCAUUUACAGCUGCUAUCAUGACAUUUGAUCUCAAGCAUCCCGGGUUUUAUUAUAGCAUUCCUUCUAUUAAUCUGUUUUAACAAUAGACGGUGACACUUGACUGGUAACUUUAGCAGGGCAUGCUUCACUGGGUUUUUAAAAACAACUUUAUUCUUCAUGUUUACAGAGGUGAUUCUUCAUUUGGAAAAAGUUUAAUACUAGGGUACUGUUACUGUUUCUUUGUUAGUUUGACUCUAACACAAACGCCAUCUUAAUUUCACUUCUUCUUCUUAUAUGCAACUUAAAGAACUUGAUAAUCAUGACCUGUAUGAAUGUGAUAGUGUAGAUGAGAUAACAAAGGAAACACAUCUCUUAAAAUUAAAAGGGAGUUUUGUUUUAUAAGAAAAUUACUGAUAGAUUCUUACAUUUACCUGUGUAUACUCUGUUUUAUUUAGUUUUCUACCUGUCAACGUUAGUGCUUAGGGGCAAACAAAGUAGUUUUGUAAACACUAACUGUACUACCUCUUUUUUUCAGUAUUUGAGUUGUAGUGGGAUAGUUUUGUUGAGUCUGUAUUUGUUUUUUAUAAUUUAACAUACCAGUAAAAUAUUUUUAAGGA
Molecule: messenger RNA, 1457 nt
Organism: Centropristis striata (black sea bass)
Lineage: Eukaryota; Metazoa; Chordata; Actinopteri; Perciformes; Serranidae
Gene: prtfdc1b
Product: phosphoribosyl transferase domain containing 1b
Exons: 9
Coding region: 114-791 (225 amino acids)
Biological process (GO): GMP salvage; IMP salvage; purine ribonucleoside salvage
Molecular function (GO): magnesium ion binding; hypoxanthine phosphoribosyltransferase activity
Source: RefSeq, a predicted model, not a curated record